Molecule: messenger RNA, 1701 nt
Organism: Penicillium odoratum
Lineage: Eukaryota; Fungi; Ascomycota; Eurotiomycetes; Eurotiales; Aspergillaceae
Product: tyrosyl-DNA phosphodiesterase 1
Exons: 3
Coding region: 1-1701 (566 amino acids)
Biological process (GO): double-strand break repair; single strand break repair
Cellular component (GO): nucleus
Molecular function (GO): 3'-tyrosyl-DNA phosphodiesterase activity; double-stranded DNA binding; single-stranded DNA binding
Source: RefSeq, a predicted model, not a curated record
AUGGAACGCCCCUCAAAGCGGGCAAAGAUCUCUCUAGAUCAGUCCAGAGGAGAUAAAAGUCCGGAAAGCAGCGUGUCCACACCACUGGCAUCCCUGCAAAGGUCCAUCUCACCGCCAGCUAGAACACGCUCUGGGGAGCCAUUGCCAACGAUUUCAGCGUGUCCAGAGCUUCCUGGCGACCAGAAUAAUGGAUUCCCUGCAAAUCAGAGCAAUGUCAAUCUCUCUCGUCUAAUUUCGUCUCCAUUUGAACUCACCCAUAUCCAAGGUCUCACAGACCGAGGAGGCCUCAAUGAGGACACAGUCAAACUACGCGACAUUCUUGGAAAUCCGAUGAUCAAGGAGUGUUGGCAAUUCAACUACUGCUUUGAUGUCGAUUUCUUGAUGUCCAAAUUUGACCAGGAUGUCAGAAGCCUUGUCAAAGUCAAAAUUGUUCAUGGGUCCUGGGAGCGGGAAUCCAUGAAUAAGAUCCAUAUUGAUGAAGCAUGCACUCGAUAUCCGAAUAUCGAGGCUAUUACAGCCUAUAUGCCAGAACGUUUCGGUACACAUCACUCCAAAUUGAUGAUUCUCAUCCGACAUGAUGAUCUAGCACAGGUGGUUAUCCACACAGCCAACAUGAUUCCACAAGACUGGACAAAUAUGACCCAGGCGGUUUGGCGCUCGCCAUUGCUGCCUCUGCUGAGCCCAGGGACUCUACCCUCAUCGCCGGGGAAUACACCUCCAGGCACCGGCUCACGGUUCAAAAGAGACCUGCUCACAUAUCUGAGGGCAUACGGCCCCAAGAAAACUGGUUCGCUAGUUCAGCAGCUAAGUCGGUAUGACUUUGGCGCAGUACGUGCUGCUCUUGUUGCAAGUGUGCCCUCAAAACAACAUCUGAGUGGCCUGGAUUCCGGAAAGGCAACAUUAUGGGGUUGGCCAGCUCUGAAAGAUCUCAUGACCCAUGUGCCCGUGAGGAAUAUCAAAAAGAAGAAUCAGACGUGUCAUAUUGUUAUACAGGUCUCCUCGAUAGCUUCUCUCGGCCAAACAGACAAAUGGAUCAAGGAAUUCUUCAAAUCUCUUGCACCAACGUCCACCGAUCCCCCACCAAAGUACUCAAUCAUAUGGCCAACACCAGAGGAAGUCUAUCAUUCUCUGGAUGGCUAUGCAUCCGGUGGCUCAAUUCAUAUGAAGACUCAAAGCGCACCCCAGCAGAAACAAGUACAAUAUUUACGCCCGCAUUUAUGCCAAUGGGCCGGCGACUCAAAGGUCAUUGACCUAUCUCAGGACACACCCAAACGUGAGGCGGGUCGUGGCCGCGCUGCACCUCACAUCAAAACAUACAUCCGAUUCUCCAAUGAGACGAUGACCUCCAUUGAUUGGGCUAUGGUGACAUCAGCGAACCUAUCCACGCAAGCGUGGGGUGCGGCCCCAAACGCAAGUGGCGAAGUGAGAAUAUCCAGCUUCGAGGUUGGCGUUGUUGUUUGGCCUGCACUAUACGGCGAUUCUGCUUCGCAAGGAUCUGCGCAGUCCGAGAGCCCAGAUGUGUUGAUGGUACCUUGUUUCAAGCAGGACCAACCCGAUCCGACUAACCUGGCUCAAAAAGCUGAUACUGUGGUUGGACUGCGGAUGCCAUACGAUCUUCCACUUACUCCAUAUCGUGCAUCAGAUGAGCCGUGGUCUGCGACAGCUCCGCUUUACAUACCGGACUUAGGCCUGGGGUUAUAA